AUGGCCACCGAGGUCGAGCAUACCGUGGCCUUGACCACUGCUUCUUCCGUGCCAGAUCCUGGCUCUUUUCCCGAAAGUGAUGUUGUUACGCCUACGUCUUCAAACAAGCUUUCACCAUCACAGUCAAGUUCUGGUGGCAAUGGGCACUCUAAUUCUAAGCGACCUCCGAGAAAGAGUACUCUGACCCAGCAGCAGAAGAACCAGAAGAGACAAAGAGCAACCCAGGAUCAGCUUAGUAUCCUGGAGAUGGAGUUCAAUAAAAACCCAACCCCCACCGCUGGAGUUAGGGAAAGAAUAGCGGACGAAAUCAACAUGACCGAGAGGUCUGUUCAAAUUUGGUUUCAGAACCGACGAGCCAAAAUCAAGUUGUUGGCAAAGAAGAGUCUGGAAACAGGUGAAGAUAUCGACUCUAUCCCAGAGUCUAUGAGGGCAUACCUGGCCAUGCAAGCCAUGGAAACUGGCAAGGGUCUUGGCGGUAACUACCUUGGUCGUACCGGUUUGAUGCCUUUUGGUCACAAUGGCAUGCUUCUUGGCGGCGACCAAGCUCAAGGCAAAGUUUUGAUCCACCAUCUUACCUGCCGCUCCCUAAGUAUUGGAAAAUGGACUCGAGUUGGACAAAAUACCAUGGACCUUAUCAUCUUUUAUUCACCCGACAAGUGUACCAUGACCUACUACAUUAACAACGAACAGGCGGGAUACAAGAUUGAGUAUCCCUUUUCGUACAUCAAAAACAUCUGGCUGGAAAAUAAUGAGGCAGACCCAAACAAGAUGGGUGGCAUUGUCAUUGAAUUGAACCGUGCCCCCCACUUCUUCAUGGAUUCAUCCUCAACAACUAGCGGCUUCUACCAAGUUGGCGACUUCACAGAGGAUCUCCAGGCCACUCAAUGUAUGAUCCAUCAGCUAGGUGGAAACCCAAAGGUUUUGACAAACCAGCUGGCUAAACUCGUUUCCCUCGAUUCGUUCAUGAACCGACACAACCCUCAGCACUUCCCCGCCGCCGUUGUCGCCGACCCGCACGCGAUUUCUGUGUCAGCUCCAGUGUCACCAACUGCACGACCUGCAUCACAACCCAACUUUCAGCAGCCGCACGCUGGCAUGAUGCAGGAACAUUGGGGUAUGAACCAGAUGCACUCGGCCAUGCGACCACCGCCACACGGCCACAAGAGACAGCGCAGUCGGUCUGUUCCUGGGCCGAUCGACUUUGCCAUGUUCCAAAACCAGCCAAUGCCCUCGUUUUACAUUCAACCGCCCGGUGAGAUGGGCCCUCCUCAACACAAUCCGAAUAUUUAUGCCCCUGUCCCGCAACAGCCAAGCGGUAUGGGCCACAACUUAAGGAUCGAUACUCAGGCUGGUUUCGGACUGGAUAUGCGACAGUACCCAAUGUCGGCCACGACUGCCUCACCUUCCGAGUUCCCCCCCAGCCCUGCUGGGACGUAUCUGUCACAGGGACCAGACACAGGGCCUCUUCCACCCACCAACUUCGGGACGCCCUACAGCAACGGUGCCUUCUUGUCGCCCAUGGUUGGCCCCGAGCACAAUGGUGGUACCAUGUCUCCGAUGCCAUACAACGGUGCUGCUGAGCCGUCCAUUGUCGAACAAUCUCCACCAAUGUCGAUGAUGGGCCGUCCUGGCUCUGCUGAAGUCUACGGUGGCGGCCAUGAUGCUUCCUGUGCCGUCUCGGAGGACGGCACGAGUCUAAAUGAGAUGUAUUCCAAGCACACAAUCAACCUGCCCAUGCAUGGUCAGUCUCCAAACAACUUUGUACACCCGCAACAGGGCGAUCUUGAUAUGGAUCAGCUAGUUCAGUUUGAUCAUGUCGAGCCUGUCAGCUUGUCACCAGAGUCUGUUGCGCAUCCUACAUGA
Messenger RNA from Metarhizium robertsii ARSEF 23, 1863 nucleotides. RefSeq names its product transcription factor-like protein. The record is from RefSeq and is a predicted model, not a curated record. Gene Ontology annotation, biological process: cell differentiation; regulation of transcription by RNA polymerase II. Gene Ontology annotation, molecular function: RNA polymerase II cis-regulatory region sequence-specific DNA binding; DNA-binding transcription factor activity, RNA polymerase II-specific. NCBI's taxonomy places the organism in Eukaryota, Fungi, Ascomycota, Sordariomycetes, Hypocreales, Clavicipitaceae. The transcript is spliced from 3 exons. The coding region runs from base 1 to 1863 and encodes 620 amino acids.